CCCAUUCAUCUUCCAACUACCUACGCCUUCAUGUUCCUCGACAUCCAAUCCAUAUCUGGCCGGCUCGCAUCUCAUCCAUCAUCUUUUUACCAAUUUGGAACUAAAUCAGUUGGCGACCUAUACCCUGUUAUCAUGCCUAUAUCAAAAGCCCAUAUGGCCUGCUUGACAGCUUCUUGUUUUCAGCCGAGCCGCUGUUAAUCCGCGAAUACCACAGCCCUCAACCGCCGCAGUAGCUAGUCGACACUCGACCUAGUAACUUGGCGGUCCCGCUCUUCAAGUUAUACCCCGGUAUUAUGGGUGCCUGGAUAUUUUAGGAUCUCAACGGCUGGAUGGCAUAGCACUUGCCGCGGGCAGACAAGCCCCGAAGGCUUCAUCGACCUCACAGGCUAUUGUUCAAUGAAGUCUGUCCACUUGUCCAGUUUCAACUAAUCCUUUCACGCCUAGCAAUGAAGCCGGAUACGGAUGCUUUUUGGACAAUUCGGGGAGUCGUCGAGUGGCAAUUUGAUACUGCUGAACGAGACCGGGAUAAGCGAUGGGAGAAAAGGCGUCUCACGUCAUCUUCGGAAAAGGUCAGGAACUAUAGGCAGGAUGCUGGCGGGGGCGAUUCACCAAUGCCAAUGACCGCUAAACCCAUGCUAAGCGUAUGGUCGGUGGUCCCGCGCUGGGGAGUGGGCGCAGCCGGUGGCCUCUUAUUGCGUCAAAAUUCUCUUCAAAAUGGUGGGUGAUGGGAGCUGGGUUGGUCCAAUAAGCCACAAACGUAAUGGCAAGAUCCGUCUGUUCGGCACUACCAGGAGGCAGCGUGGCCGGGAACCAAGCGGCCAUCCACAGGCUGCCCCUCAUGAUACUCAGCCCUACCAACCUACCUCUACCACGUUCUAUCCAUUAUACUCCAAGCUGACCCCCAAGAUCCGUUUGAAUUCUCUCCCUCCCACUUCCUCUCUUGUUUCGUCUCUCGUCCCACACCAGGGCCAGAUUCAUCAUCCGACUUGGGCCAAAUUCCAGCGACUCAUCAAAUCCAGGCUUCGGAGAUCGGCUACUAUACCCUGCCCACACCUCUAUAGAGGUGAAUAAACUUUCAUUUAUCGGUGUUACAUAUCUACCCACAGCAUCCAAUGUCCACCAUGUUGCGCAAGAAGGAAGCCUUCACCGUUAUCACGCCCAUCCCGGGCUUCAUUCCACGACAGUUGGCCAUCGACAUCCUUCAUUCUCAUUCUGAAGUCAUUACUCUUAACCCUCUUGUCCUCGACCACAAGCCCAUCGCGGCCCCCCAGGAUGCAGAAACAGACGAGUAUUAUGCGACAUGGUAUGAGAUCACCGAACGAGUCACGAUUCUGCCUGGAAUUGGGAGGAUGGGGGCUACAACCAUCAAGUUCAAUGGCUGCUUUCACGACAUGCCGUGGGGUCUUCAGACUCACAUAUACGCCCCCAUGAACGUUGACCUUCGCAACACCUAUCGCAUCGCCGGUAAUCAACCAAACUUUGAGCCUCCAGAGCCACUUGAGAUGGGGUUAUCAGCUCUUGGGGCACCGUCGGAUGGGUUAUAUCUCCGUGAGGAUAUUGAGAUCAAGUGCAGUCGCACUGUCAUGAGCUUUGUCAAGUCGCAAAUGAAGAAGGCGGGUGGGGAAAUGGUGAGACGCAUCAUCAAGAAGGCUGAGUUACUGGAUGCUGGCGUGCUUCAGGCUAUGAUCGAGGACGGAAAGCUGAAGACGUUCAACCCGGCCGACAAGAGGAAUACAGUCCGACGACCGGCGGUGGCUUCUCCGGGCCCUCAGUUUUCGCCCACAUUUGCCAGCUCAUCGGCCUCUGGUACACCACCUCAGUCUCCCGGUAUUCCCUACCAGAUCCCGCGACCGCUAUCUGCUACUCCCAGUCAACACCGGUCAAGUACUCCUGGAUCCUACCACCGUCCUAACAGCUACGGAAAGGCACCAGCUGCUUUCGGCUAUGGAACCCCGAAUGGACCACAGGAGCUGUCUGUCACCAACCCUGAACCGGUCUCAAAUGGUCCGAUUGAGAUGCCAGGCGACUUCUACCACGCCCCAUCAAACCUUCAGCCUCAAUCUCUGUCAUCCUCCAACCGAAAUUCCAGUCAGUCAUACUCGUCCGACCGGCCACAAGCAAGCCCGAACCCAUCAUUACGCAGCGGGUUCCCGUCUCCCGCUUUGGACAAGAAUUUUGGACUACAGACUCACCAGGAAACGUCCGAGGAGCACAGGGAGGAGGCUUUGAAGAAAUUAGACCCGCGUAUCCCGCAUCCGUCUCACUACGCUCCGUAUAAUCCAGCGGAUUACGGUCCCGUGGACCCGUUGAAAGUUCCCGGCAACCAGUAUGGACACAGUCCACAGGCUCAGCAGCUGUAUAAGAACACAUACACAAGGUGAUGGAACAGGAACGAAUUUAACAGGUUUUUUUUUUUCAUUUUUUUUUUCCAAUGUGGCUUGACAUUGGAUGAUAGACAGGCAGGUGGCUAUAUCUUGUUUUUUUUACUUGGUUCUUCAAAUACCCAUUCGCUUUUUUCUUUGCUAUAAUAUGUGUACAGACUUUUGACUUUAUGUGAUGAUGAAGACUUGGACGGGAAAAAGAGGAGUUAGCGUGCUGGUUCAUUGUCAAGGCACUUGAAGGUUCGAUAAGAUCAAUGUAAUUCUUCACUUUGCAGGCGCCAAGUUGAGAGAGCAUUGUCCCGUAGGCCUAACCAAAUAUCCUCUGCAGCACUUCCAGGCAGCAAGACUUAAAUUAGUGUCACACCCAUUCAUCACAGUAUGUGCGUGAUGUGCUAUGGUGGAAUAUCAAAU
Molecule: messenger RNA, 2792 nt
Organism: Neurospora crassa OR74A
Lineage: Eukaryota; Fungi; Ascomycota; Sordariomycetes; Sordariales; Sordariaceae
Exons: 1
Coding region: 1113-2381 (422 amino acids)
Source: RefSeq, a predicted model, not a curated record